GCUUUUGAUUUUGAGCGAAUCAGAUUUGAGCGAUAUAGCAUUUAAACCGAGGGGAUACAUUCAUAGCUAUUGUCCAGCAGCAGUGCAGAGUUCUCCAUUCCUCACGAACUCGAACCAGUGGUUUAACUAUGGCUUUCCGCGUGACGAGGAAUCGUAUUGCUUCUGAGAAUGCCGUUGUUGGCAAGGCCGCCCAGACGGCCAAACCUACACUGCGGCCCAGGGCAGCGUUGGGGAAUAUCGGCAAUGUUGCGAUCUCCGUGCAGGGACCGCAAAGGCAGCUCAAAAAAGCUGAGACAAAUAUCCCCAAGCCCAAAACAAAGAAGGCCCCUGUGCUCUCUGUGGAAGAGGAGCCUGCCAAAGAGGAGCCUAAGGAAAUUCCCGAGCCCCCAUCUCCUUCUCCAAUGGACAUCUCGGGCUGUACUCCAUCAGAACUCUGCGACGCCUUCUCGGAUGUCCUGCUUGACAUCAAAGAUGUGGAUGCGGAUGACUACAAUAAUCCCAUGCUCUGUAGCGAAUAUGUCAAGGAAAUCUACAAGUACCUCCGACAGCUCGAGGUGGACCAGGCUGUAAAGCCCAAAUAUCUGCUGGGAAAUGAAGUGACCGGAAACAUGCGUGCAGUCCUCGUUGAUUGGCUUGUACAGGUGUCUGUGAAGUUCCGUCUUCUCCAGGAAACUCUCUUCAUGACUGUGGCCAUUAUUGACCGCUUUCUUCAGGACCAUCCAGUUCCCAAGAAGCAGCUCCAGCUGGUCGGAGUCACGGCCAUGUUCAUCGCCGCCAAAUACGAAGAGAUGUACCCGCCCGAGAUCUACGACUUCGCCUACGUCACGGACCACACGUACACCACCGCCAACAUCCGGGAGAUGGAGAUGACUGUGCUCAGGGUGCUGGACUUCAGCCUGGGACGACCCCUGCCCAUCCAGUUCCUCCGACGCGGCUCAAAGAUCGCAGAGGUGGCCGCCGAGCAACACGCCCUGGCCAAGUACUUCCUGGAGCUCUGCAUGGUGGACUACGAGAUGGUCCACAUCCCGCCGUCCAAGGUGGCCAGCGCUGCGCUGUCGCUUUCACUCCGCGUCUUCGACUGCGGCGACUGGGAUACGACACUGGCACAUUACAUGAACUUCACUGCGGAGGAACUCCUUCCUGUGAUCCAGCUCAUUGCAAAGAACGUUGUCAAAGUGAACGAUGGUCAGACAAAGAAUGUGGCUGUCAAGAACAAGUAUGCGUCUGCCAAGAUGAUGAAGAUUUCGACGAUUGCACAGCUCAAAUCAUCCCUUAUCACAAACUUGGCAACAAAAUCAAAGAAUUGUGUGUUGUAGUGUACAGAUAACUUAAGGGUUUUUGGGUUUUACCUGAAGCAGAUUCUUUUGAAUCAUUUUAUAUAUGAAGGGCUAAACUUGUUUUAAAAGUUUAGGCUUGUGUGAAUUUUAACUUUUUAUUCAGAAUUAAAAUUUCUACGAAACAA
Messenger RNA from Gadus macrocephalus (Pacific cod), 1462 nucleotides. It is a transcript of the gene ccnb1, whose product is annotated as cyclin B1. The transcript has 9 exons. The record is from RefSeq and is a predicted model, not a curated record. The coding region runs from base 129 to 1316 and encodes 395 amino acids. NCBI's taxonomy places the organism in Eukaryota, Metazoa, Chordata, Actinopteri, Gadiformes, Gadidae. Gene Ontology annotation, molecular function: cyclin-dependent protein serine/threonine kinase regulator activity. Gene Ontology annotation, cellular component: cyclin B1-CDK1 complex; nucleus; mitochondrial matrix. Gene Ontology annotation, biological process: mitotic cell cycle phase transition; regulation of cyclin-dependent protein serine/threonine kinase activity; mitotic metaphase chromosome alignment.